Molecule: messenger RNA, 1488 nt
Organism: Oldenlandia corymbosa var. corymbosa
Lineage: Eukaryota; Viridiplantae; Streptophyta; Magnoliopsida; Gentianales; Rubiaceae
Source: the annotation of a GenBank genome assembly
AUGUUCAAAUUGAUUGAUGAAGAUAUUGAUGAUUUAACUCCUGAAAUUGAAAUAUUGAAGGGACCACAAAGAUCUUGCUUAGACAGUAUCAUUGGCAACGAAGGUGUAGACAUAGAGGAAGAUGGUCAAUUAUUGGUCAGUCAGCUAACCCAAGAAGAACCACCCCAACCAGCAGAAAUCAAAGUGCCGGGAGCAAGUCCUACUCGAAAAGUAAGAUUCAAGCGUGCGGCUGUGUCGAAGGCUAAGUGUAAAGGGGGAAAGAGUGUUCUAUCAGAACAUGAGAUUUUCAAAUUGAUUGAUGAAGAUAUUGAUGAUUUAACUCCUGAAAUUGAGAUAUUGAAGGGACCACAAAGAUCUUGCUUAGGCAGUAUCAUUGGCAAUGAAGGUGUAGACAUAGAGGAAGAUGAUGGGAGUAUGGGUUUAGGGAAACAAAAGGCAGCACAACGUAAACUUUUCGGCUUGAUAGAUGAAGAUGAUGGUAGUUCACCUGGAUACAUUAAUAUGGUGGAAAACGAACCAAGAUGUGGGGUAGACAGUAUCAUUGGUGCAGGGUGUUCAGACAUACCUAAUGGAGCAGAAAAAGAAGACGUUGGUGUCGUUAAAUGUGAAGGUGAAGCUACUGAUGGCAACCCAGCAAACCAUUUUGAAGGUGAAGGUGCACAAGUUGGUGUCGUUGCACAAGUAGCUGACAUUGCACAAUCACAUGAUGCUGCACAAGCAGCUGAUGUUGAAAAAGGUUCAGAUGACAAACAGAGGAAGACAGAUGGCAGAAAUAGCAAACCUGUUAAGGUUGGGAGGAAAAGAGCCAAAGAUAGGCUAGCUACUGGUUCUAAGCACACUAAGAAGCACAAGAAAAAACUUGAUAUUCCAAUUGCCUCUGAUGAUGCCCCUCCCACAAAGAAGGCAAAGAGGACUGUGACUUGUGGUUUAUGUGGUGUUGAUGGUCACUAUCGGUCUACUUGUAUGAGUUCUAUUGCUGGAAUGUACAAGGCGAGGGUGGCAUCUGCUAAAGCAAGUAGUAGCAGUCUUGGCAGCAUUAAAAUCCACUUUGGUGGGGAGCUUUAUGCCAAGCCAUAUCCACUUUAUUGGGGUAGUGCUUUCAGGGUAUUCGAUAAUGUAGAUCUUCAAACAGUAUCCUUUUGGAACUUACAUGAAAUGGCACAAAGGAUUGGAAUGCUCAACAUUGUUAAUUUUUACUCUUUAUCUGAAGAAAAAGGGGUGGAAAAGAUUGUGGGAGACGGAAUGUUUUUCCCCAUGUGUCAAGAUGCUUUGAACCGUGAUAGAUUAAUCACGUUGUAUGCGUUGGACUAUCAGGAUGAAUGGUUCUUUGCUAGGAACGAUGACUUCCUAGAUAGUGAUCCAGACCUUGAAUGGGACUCCGAUUAUGCCUGCAAUUGUGAACAAUAUGGUGGCUGGAAGGAAUACAAUUCCGAUGAAGAUUCAGACUCUCAAUGUUCAUCUCAAUGUUCUUGUACUGAUUUUCCCUGA